AGCGAGCUGCCAAAAAUUCUGUAUCUUUGCAGUGGCUCCAAGACACAGCCGGUCUCGGAAGGAAUGCCAUCAGGAUAGAGCCACCUGAAGGAGUCCGGAUGUCUCUAAAUCCGGACACUCCUGCCCCUUCAGCCUCCAUUAGCUCGUCUUAAGGGGCUGGGCCUCCGUGCUCAGGCGUGUCACCUCUCUGCUCGCAAUGCCUCUGCCUCAGGGUGACGUGACUGCCUUAUUCCUGGGACCUCCCGGCUCGGGAAAGUCCGCCCUGAUCGCCGCGUUAUGCGGUAAGAAUGUGGACACGGUGGAGAUUCCCGAUGGACGGCCGGACUCUGGCGUGCCCAGCCUGAGAGCUGCGGCUCCGGGCCUCUUCCUGGGUGAGCUGAGUUGCCCACCCGCAGCUCCCGGGCCCUGGGCGGCAGAGGCCAACUUGCUGGUAUUGGUGCUACCUGGAUCUGAGGGGAGCGAGGAGCCCUUGACCCCAGCUCUGGGAGAGGCAGCGCGGGCCGCCCUGGCCAGAGGAACACCGCUGCUGGCUGUACGGAAUCUGCGUCCUGGAGAUUCCCAGGAUGCAGCUGAGGCCCGGGACGAGACUGCGGCCUUGCUGGACAGUGCUGGGUUAGGAGCUGUGCCUCUCUUUGUGCUGCCCGCGGGUUGCAGCAGCAGUGACCGCUGUGAGGAGCUAGAGCGCCUGGACAUGGUGCUGCGGACCCAGGCGGAGGCGCUGCAGAGGCUCCUGCCUCCUGCCCAGGAUGGCUUCGAGGUACUGGGCGCAGCAGAGCUGGAAGCUGUUCGUGAGGCCUUCGAGACCGGUGGCCUGGAGGCGGCGCUGUCGUGGGUGCGCGCCGGUCUGGAGCGCCUGGGCAGCGCACGACUGGACUUGGCAGUGGCUGGCACCACCAACGUAGGCCUUGUGCUGGACAUGCUACUGGGGUUAGAUCCUGGCGACCCAGGUGCUGCUCCUGCCUCUGCACCCACUGGGCCCACCCCUUAUCAUGCUCCAGAGCGCCCCAACGUAGUGCUCUGGACCGUUCCCCUGGGCCCCACGGCCACAUCCCCUGCCGUCACCCCUCACCCGACCCACUACGAUGCCCUGAUCCUCGUCACCCCUGGGGCUCCCACCGAGGAGAACUGGGCCCAGGUCCGCUCAUUGGUGUCCCCAGAUGCUCCACUCGUCGGUGUGCGCACGGACGGUCAGGGCGAAGAUCCACCCGAGGUUCUAGAAGAAGAAAAGGCCCAGAAUGCAGGCGAUGGGAACUCAGGGGAUGCACGCAGCGAUGGAAAGAAAGCUGGCAUCGGGGACUCGGGGUGCACUGCCGCUCGGAGCCCGGAGGAUGAGCAGUGGGAGGUGCUGGAGGAGGCGCCUCCGCCUGUGUUCCCGCUGCGGCCCGGCGGCCUCCCGGGUCUGGGAACCUGGCUUCAGCGCGCACUGCCCACAGCUCAGGCAGGAGCGCUGCUGCUGGCGCUGCCACCCGCAAGUCCCCGGGCGGCGCGGAGGAAAGCGGCAGCCCUGCGGGCAGGGGCGUGGAGGCCAGCCCUGCUGGCUAGCUUGGCGGCGGCAGCCGCUCCAGUACCAGGCCUGGGCUGGGCUUGCGAUGUGGCGCUUCUCCGGGGACAGCUGGCCGAGUGGAGGCGCGCGCUGGGCCUCGAACCCGCGGCUGUGGCACGACGUGAGCGCGCCUUGGGCCUGGCUCCCGGAGUACUGGCCGCACGCACACGCUUCCCGGGCCCGGUGACACGAGCCGAGGUAGAGGCCAGGCUGGGGUCCUGGGCAGGUGAGGGCACGGCGGGAGGUGCGGCGUUGGGCGCGCUCUCCUUCCUAUGGCCCGCGGGUGGCGCAGCGGCAACCGGUGGGCUGGGUUACCGUGCUGCGCAUGGUGUGCUGCUGCAAGCCCUUGAUGAGAUGCUGGCUGAUGCUGAGGCGGUGCUGGGACCCCCAGAGCCCAACCAAUGAGGUGUGUGGUGGGGCUUGGGGGUGUCUGGUGACUCGGUUCUUGGCCCCACAGCCUCUGAGAUUAACGAGUGAAGUUUUGUUACUCAAACCGGGAGACUUGAAGGAGACUUACAGUCACCCGAUUUCCUAGGUUCUGAAUGGGAGUAGGGUCUAUGCGACAGAUGUGUGUCAUCCAGAUACCAAUGCAGUAAAGGAAGUUGAGGGCCUGGGACUCCUGGGAAUAGGAGCCUCUUGGCGUCCAGCUGACACCCGGUCCUGGAUCUCUAGAAGCCUUGAUUCCUUCCUGCUCUGGGAGUGAACCUAUGUCUAUGGACCUGGAGCUGCAAGGAAUUAGAACCCUUGGAGUGCGGGGUUCCCAAAGGGAAACAAGAUAUCAGUUGCCCGAUGAAAAAAACAGAUUUGCGGGAGCUGUGAGAGGCUUAGAAAAAGUCUGGUUCCUAAGAAGGCUCUGGAGAUUGGUUGUCAUUUCUUGGGUGGUGGGAAGCCGCUGUGGAGACCAGGAGCCUGCUGGAGACUCUUUGGUCUCUUGGAGUGUGGAAGAGUGUCUGUCAUUUGCUCUUCAAGGCUUUUUUUUUUUUUUUCAGUGUAGUGAAUACUGUCUCACAAAAUUGAAGGGAAGAGACAACGGAGGGUCUGGGUAAGGUAGUCUUCUGAUGGCAAGAGCCUAGGAUCUUUAGAGUGUGGAAGAAUAGAAACCCACACUUGGAAAGACCUCCCUUGAGCCUCUGAUGUACUGGGAUCGAGGCAACUGCCUCUCCGAGCUUUACUGGGAAGGGGUAUGACUACCCCCAUUUUAUAGGUGCUGGGUGAUUGAGGGUCUCUGGCCUGUAUGUUCCUGUUUUGCUUUAGUUUAUACCGGUUUCUUCUGUCAUUUGGACCUUAACCGGCCUCAGAGUGUUGUGCUCCUGCUUGUCUGGAAAGGCAAGAGUCCUGCUGUAGCAGUCUACGGUUUUCUGCAUGACCUCUUCCGAUCACUCCAAGAUACCUGCUGCUGGUCCACACAGGCGGCUGCUGUGAACGAGGGUCCCCCACGGGAGAGCUGGGUAGGCCCUUGGUGCUAUGGGAAUGUGCCAGGAGGCAGGCAGAGGCAGAAACCACAGUGCUGUAAGCUUUGUGCCGGUGGGAAGAGCCGAGUAAGAUUCCUCAGUGUUGAAAACAGAAAAGGGGUUCAGAGACACAGGCCAGAAGCUCAUCAACACAGCAAAGCAGUGUGUGGCCCGGCCCUGCCUCUUCUCCAUUUCCAGCCCGUCUCCAGCAACCCUGAUUUGUUGUUCUGCUGCUCAGGUCCUGCCUUGAGACGUGUGCGUUUUCUGGUUUUCCGUGGAAUGCCCUCCCUCUCCAUCUCUUUUUGAGAUAGGCUGCUCAUCCAUCAGGUCUCCCUGAAAUGGCUCUAUGAUCACCCAAAGUAGCUCAUAUUGAUCCUGGCCGCUUGAUCGUCCCUGUAGUGAACAUUACUAUCAAUGGAUCUAUUCAUUCACUCUUUCAGUUGCCUGUUCACUGACUCUCACUCCUUGCCUGUCUUUCUCUUGGGUGUACCCUAGCACCCAGAGCAGGGCCCGACACACGGUAGGUGCCUAGUAUUUCUCAUCUUCGUUUACUGAUCAUUGGCACGUGGCCUGGAAUUCAGGUUGUCAGUCCUCUUGUAACAAAGAGGGAGCUAGGGGGAAGCGGGCACCUGGCGGGAGAAGGAACAGAAGCAGCUGCUUGGCUGCUGUCACCACAGGAACGAGCGCCGUAUAUGUUCACCUGGUAGAUGAAAGAACUGGACUGGAAUCCUAAGAGCAUCCAAGGGCUAAUAAUCGGAGGCCUGCAUAGCCCGGCUUUACCCCCGUCUCACCUUGAACUCUCACCUCUGACACCAUUCGCCCGAUGGAAGGAGGCCCCUGAUUUGGCUGUUGGUGCCUGUAAUCCUUGCACCUCUGGUUGACACGGGAGAAUUUGAAAUUGAAGGCAGUCUUCAGUGACAGAGAAUUGCAGGCUCCUAGGGUACCCGCCCGAUCCCACUAGAGUCUAGACUGGCCUUGAACUCCACAUCGUCUGACCCCGAAUCUUCUCAUUCCCUGCUCAGCCCAUCUUCAGCCAGCCUGAUACGAAGUCCUUGAUGCUUGAAUUGGCCAGCGUUGGCCCUGCCUCUGCCUCCCCACCUCUCCAGUACUGGGACUAAUACUCUAAAACCACAGCAGCUGCCUUCCAUUUUAAAGCUCUUAGAGCAG
Grammomys surdaster is the source of this 4161-nucleotide messenger RNA. RefSeq names its product immunity related GTPase Q (gene Irgq). The transcript is spliced from 3 exons. Lineage: Eukaryota; Metazoa; Chordata; Mammalia; Rodentia; Muridae. The coding region runs from base 197 to 1948 and encodes 583 amino acids. Gene Ontology annotation, molecular function: GTP binding. The record is from RefSeq and is a predicted model, not a curated record.